UACAGCAAGGGACCGAAGGCAAGCUGACCUGGAUGGAAUAGUGAGCAAGGAAGCAGCAGGGUGACGAGCACGGAGCCGUACUUCGUGAGCGAGGCGCUGUUCUGUCCGGAGGCGCAGCUCGUCAACUCGCGGCCAGUUCGGCUGCACGUCGCCACGCUCGGCCGCUGUCUCCAGCAGCCUCCAGAGGAGGACGACGUGGCUGGGCUGGAGGCGUCGCUGCGCGGCUACCUGCCGCAGGCGGACGCGCCCUUCAUCCUGGACAUCGACCUGGACUUCUUCAGCACGCGCAACCCUUUCCUCGGCCUGUACGAGCGCGCCGGGCUCUACCAUCGCCUGCGGCACAUCUACCGCUUCGAGAAGCCCGACGCCACCGACGCCGAGGCUGUGAUGACGGCAGUACGCCUAAGACAGCAGCAGGUCUCGGAACUAGAAGCUCUCUUCCAGCACCUGCAAGACCACGGCAGCCUGCCCGAAAACACCACUGGCGACCCAGCAAGAGUGUCUGCGGUGCGCGAGCUGGUGGCGGCGGUGCGCGAGGCGUACCCCGGCGAGCAGGUGGACUGGCCCAUGGUGCACGACGCGGGCUGCACCUGCGACGACACCGAGCUGCCGCACCACGUCACCACGCGGCCGGACAUCGAGCGCCUGGUGGCCGCCGUCUUCCGGCCGCUGCUCGGCCGCCUCCCCGGCAAACCCACCAUCGUCACCAUCUCCAGGUCCAGUGAGGACGACUACUGCCCACCAGAGGACGUGGACUUCAUCCAGGAGGCGGUGCUGAAAGAACUGCGCCUCAAGUUCUCCCCGGUCAAGCUGCAGCUCGCCUACCUGGAGGAGGGAGACCACUGAACAACUGGAAGACUGCCACUAGCAUGCCAUUUUUCAUUUAGUUUCGUAUGAGGUUGACGCUUAUCGUCAGCUUUAGUAGUUUUUACCAUGCAUAAUUUUACACAGUUUCAUAUCAAAAGACUGAUUUUAGAUAUAAGUCACGGGGAUUUGGUGAAUGGUAUUUUGUAAUGCAGAAUCGUAAAUUAAUGUACUCUUUUUUUGUGACAAGUAAAUGAAUGUUAUGCCUGA
This is a messenger RNA of Schistocerca gregaria, 1074 nucleotides long. RefSeq names its product UPF0489 protein C5orf22 homolog. NCBI's taxonomy places the organism in Eukaryota, Metazoa, Arthropoda, Insecta, Orthoptera, Acrididae. The record is from RefSeq and is a predicted model, not a curated record. Bases 388 to 846 code for a protein of 152 amino acids. The transcript has 6 exons.